Messenger RNA from Neopsephotus bourkii (Bourke's parrot), 2476 nucleotides. It is a transcript of the gene TRDMT1, whose product is annotated as tRNA aspartic acid methyltransferase 1. The record is from RefSeq and is a predicted model, not a curated record. Gene Ontology annotation, molecular function: methyltransferase activity. Lineage: Eukaryota; Metazoa; Chordata; Aves; Psittaciformes; Psittacidae. The transcript is spliced from 11 exons. The coding region runs from base 55 to 1236 and encodes 393 amino acids.
GCGGCGCUUCGGGAAGCCGCGGGGAGGCCCACGCCGGGCGCCGGCUGCCGGGGAAUGGCGCCGCUGCGGGUGCUGGAGCUUUACAGUGGCAUCGGGGGGAUGCAUCAGGCCUUGAAAGAAAGUUGUGCAUCUGCAGAAAUUGUUGCUGCUGUUGACGUGAACACUCUUGCCAAUGAAGUUUACAAGUACAACUUUCCCAGCACACCAUUAUGGGCAAAGACAAUUGAGGGCAUAACACUGAAAGAAUUUGACAGAUUAUGUUUUGAUAUGAUUUUGAUGAGUCCUCCCUGUCAGCCAUUUACAAGAAUUGGCCUGCAAGGUGAUAUAUCCGAUCCACGAACAAAGAGCUUUCUCUAUAUCCUUGAUAUUCUCCCAAGACUUCAGAAGCUUCCAAAAUACAUACUUUUAGAAAAUGUUAAAGGAUUUGAAUCCUCUUCUGCAAGAAAUGAACUUUUGCGAACACUAGCAACAUGUGGAUUUACGUAUCAAGAAUUUCUCUUAUCUCCAACCUGUAUUGGCAUUCCCAAUUCUAGGCUGCGAUACUUUCUAAUUGCAAAGCUUCACCAAGAACCAUUCUCCUUUCAAGCUCCUGGUCAGAUAUUGACAAGAUUCCCAGAUCAGGAUCUAGAAGACUUACUCAAAGACAAAGUCACUGACAAAGUGGGUGAAGCUUGUUCUUCCUUGUGUUCUGAAGAGAAGAAUCUGGAUCCAAACAUUGGCCCCAGUUGCAGCAGCAAGAAGAGUUUACCAAAAGGGGCCUUUCUGUUUAAACUUGAAACAGUAGAAGAAAUGGAAAGGAAACAUGAUCAGGACAAUGAUUCCUCUAUUCAAAUGCUUAAAGCUUUCUUGGAAGAGGAAAAUGAAGAAAUGAGUCAGUAUUUCAUACCACCAAAGUCCUUGUUGCGCUAUGCUUUCUUAUUAGACAUUGUUAAACCCACCUGCCGGAGAUCCACAUGCUUUACAAAAGGGUAUGGGCACUAUGUAGAAGGGACAGGCUCAGUUCUGCAGACAGCAUUAGAUGUACAGCUUGAAUCAGCAUUUAAACAUAUUGAGGAGUUACCAGAAGAAGAGAAGCUUAUGAAAUUGUCAACACUAAAACUUAGAUACUUCACCCCAAGAGAAAUAGCAAAUCUUCAUGGAUUCCCUUCAGAAUUUGGGCUUAUCUUCAGGGACAGCUGUGAGGUUCAAUAUAUUUGCAAACCAGAACUGAACUCCGAAGACAAGUCAUGCUCCUGAGUUUGAAGAGCAUCCAGAGCAUCUGUCUAUGAAGUGCUGAUUUAGCAAAUUUGUCUUUUGUGACCCAGGAACUGAGGAGGGAAGGACAGGGAUAGAUUCCACCUCUGAGGGUAGUACCCUUCUGCCUGAAUCAUAGGACCUUCUUUACAGUUCUUGCAGUUCUCUGCCUCUCUAUACUACUUUCCCAGCUUUCAGAACACAUAAAACAAGCUUUUCCCAUCUAGUAGUUUCUGCUCACAUAUACUCCUGAUUCAUAGGCAGACCAAGCUUUUCCCAGUGCACUGACUCACAAGCCUGACUUUCUUUCCUUUUUGCUUAAUCUGAGACAUUUCCUACUUUGUGCUUAAAAACCCCAGGGUGUUACUCAGCUUUAGGCUGAUUGAAAUCUUUGGUGACUUUAUGUACUAUAAUCUCAGGUACUAUAGUCUUCUGAGGGUUUGCAAACUAUGGGGUGGGCUUUUUGAGAGUUGCUAUAUUUAUGGCUACAAAAGGGUGUUUCCCUGGCAGCAUUUCUUCCAUGUUAAAUUUCAAGUCAUUAUUGUGAAGUGUGGUAUUUUCAGAGAGAAAUAUGCUGUAAUUUCUCUGUCUCCAUGUUCUGUAGUGACAGCAACAUUUAGGCUGAAAUUUUCAACAACAGAAAUCUUGAGGGUAUACCCACUGCAAAUAUAUUGUUGAUCUAAGAGCUAAAGAAUGAGAAAACUAAAGUGGAAAAUGAAGAGAACAUCAGGAAGCUUUGUAACAGAUGCUGUUUCUAGAUGCAGCUAAAGUAUUCUCAGAAGGAACAUGAUUGUCUCUAAAUGGUUCUAUAUUUAACAAACUGAUGAUCUUUUCCAGUAUGUGAGAUACAGUUAAAAUUGUCUGUUCUUAACAGAUUUAUUUGUGCUUUUAACAUCUGAAUGUAUAAAUAGUAAUUGCACUACGGGUCAAUGAAAUACUGCAGUCAUUUGUCUUAGUUGCUGCUGUGGAUCCCACAGCAAUAUCAUUAAAAGUGAUCAGAGCAUUCUUGCACCUGUGACCUGCUUUCAUGGGGGGAUGUCAGGAUGCCUUUUCCAUUUUUCCCAUUUGUGAUGUAUGUAAGCUAUUAGGAAACAAAUGGCAGCCCCAUGGAAAACCAGCACAGUGUGGUAGUGUGUAUUGCAAAGACCACAACAUCAUCAGGUAACAUGCGUAACUUAAAUGAUACAGUGAGAGCUGUGCAGGAAGUGCCAGCAUAAUGUGAUUUGUUAAGUCUGACCUUCUG